UUGUUAUUUAGUGAAUAUUUAAGGCUAAAUCAACAACAUGAAGGACAGCGUUGAGUAUCUAAGCAACAAGAAGCACAAAAUCGUGUUCGUUAUGGGCUCCACUGCUACCGGAAAAUCAAAACUCUCCGUCGAUUUAGCCACUUUCUUCCCGUCAGAGAUCAUCAACUCCGACAAGAUUCAGUUCUACAAAGGCCUCGACAUCAUCACCAACAAAAUCACCGAAUCCGAUCGCCGUGGCGUUCCUCACCAUCUCCUCGGCGUAAUCGACGAUCCAGACGCCGAUUUAACAGCCGGAGAGUUCUGCCGUCUCGUCGAAGAUUCAAUUGCCGACAUUAUUAGCCAUGGACGCCUUCCAAUCAUCGUCGGAGGUUCAAACAACUACAUUGAAGCACUGGUUGAGAAUCCGAUUACGGAUUUCCGUUCACGAUUCGAUUGUUGUUUCCUCUGGAUCGAUGUUGCUCUGCCCGUUCUGUACAAGUACAUCGGGAAACGAGUCGAUCAAAUGGUGGAAUUAGGGCUAGUUGAAGAAGUUCGUGACAUGUUCGUUCCUGGCGCUGAUUACAGCCGUGGAAUCCGCCGCGCAAUCGGCGCUCCGGAAUUAGACAGUUACUUCAAAGCAGAGAAGAACAACGAAGAAGAAUCGUACAAGAACGAUUUAUUGAAAUCUGGAAUUCAUGAAAUUAAGGAGAAUACUUGUAAGCUCGCGCUUCGUCAAUUCGGAAAAAUCCACCGGCUCCGUGAUGAACUCGGUUGGGGACUCCACCGGGUCGACGCGACGGCGGUGUUUGAAAAGAGCGGAGAAGAGGCGGCGGAUGAGUGGAUGAAUGCGGUUCUGAAACCGAGCUUAGGAAUCGUCGGCGAUUUCUUGAACGAGAAACAGAAAGAUUAUCAGAUCGAAGCUGUGAUCAAGAACAGAUUGGCGAUUAUGAAUGGCUAUGAAGAAUUGAAGGCGAAAAUGAAUUUUGGAUCCAAUAACGCGGUUGGAUAUGGGCUCGUGAUUGGAUUUGCGGCUUUUGGUUUGAUCACGAACUGGGUUUGCAGUUCGAAAUGAAAGUUGGGAAUAUGUGGAUUGAAGCUGCUUCAAACUUUAUGAAGAAAUUAAAAAUGAAAAUAGUUAAGUUUAAAGAACAAUAUUAUCCACAAUAUGAAUCCAACAGUUUGAAGAUAAAUCUGCUUGGUUAGUUAAUUAGGGUUUUAAAUCACUAUAUGUAAUGAAUUAUGAA
Molecule: messenger RNA, 1223 nt
Organism: Benincasa hispida (wax gourd)
Lineage: Eukaryota; Viridiplantae; Streptophyta; Magnoliopsida; Cucurbitales; Cucurbitaceae
Source: RefSeq, a predicted model, not a curated record